AUGCUGCAGCAACUGUUUCUUCUUGCCACUCUGGCAGGAAGCGCCCUUGCCGGUGACUUUACCGUCAAGAUCCAGCCCAGGCAAGCAGGCUCCUAUCCGCCCGGCUUUGCAGUGCCAACAGCGUCUCAGACACCAGCAGCCUGGCUCAGUGCUCUCGAUGCUGCUGUUGCCGCCGGAAAAAUCCCCAACAUCGCCCCCGCAAUGAACCAAGAUGGUAACCCCGUCUACGCCAACAACGUCGGCUUCGACCCCAACACUUGCUCGUGGACCGUCACCAAGUGCGUUUCGAAAAACGACAUCGUCAAUGGGCCGCCCAAUGCUCUCGCCAUUGGCUUUGAUGAUGGUCCUACGGACAACAGCGGCGACCUCUACGACUUCUUGACCGCGCACAACCAGUCUGCGACCCACUUCAUGAUUGGUUCCAACGUGCUUUCGUACCCGCAACAGUUCGCUCAGGCAGUCCGACAAGGCAACCAGCACUUUGCAGUCCACACGUGGUCGCAUCAGCUGUGCUCCACGCUCACCAACCAGCAGCUCGUCGCUGAGCUCGGCUGGACCAUGCAGAUCAUUGCCGACAAGAGCGGCGGCUACAUUCCCAAAUUCUGGCGCCCACCUCAGGGGGACAUUGACAACCGUGUCCGCGCCAUCGCUGAAGAGAUCUUUGGCCUCACCAACGUGCUUUGGAACCACGACACCAAUGAUUGGUGUCUCGACGACCAGGGAGGCAGCUCGUGCCCCAAUGAGGUUCCUGGCAAAGACCGUGCUUCCGUCGCCGCCGCCGCCCAAGCGGGCAUUCACGGUCCCAAGAACAACGGUCUCAUCAUGCUCGAGCACGAGCUGACCCACGCGUCGAUCGGUGUGUUCAAGUCGUACUACCCGAGCUUGGACGGAUUGGGCUGGAACAAAAGCAACUUGGCCGACAUGUUCAGCAUGCCGUGGUACAAGAACGCAUGGGACGACUCGCAGCCUCCUCAGAACGGCACCGUCUUGCAAACCUUUCAACUGGGUGCUGACCCCUCUAGUACCAGCAGCGACACCACCUCGUCCACCUCUGCUUCGAGCUCGACGAGCGCUUCCAGCGCAGCUUCGUCGACAAGCACAACAAGUGGGUCUGGGACACAACCCACCGGUUCCGCCAACAACUCGCACACGAGCGGGGCCAAACAGGGCGUCACCACCAACGGAGCCUCUGUCUUUGCUCCUGCUUCGUCGAGUGUUGCUGGCCUUGCCAUUGUUGCUAUCAUCGCCGCGAGCUUGCUCUGA
Messenger RNA from Sporisorium graminicola, 1263 nucleotides. RefSeq lists its product as uncharacterized. The coding region runs from base 1 to 1263 and encodes 420 amino acids. Gene Ontology annotation, molecular function: chitin deacetylase activity. The record is from RefSeq and is a predicted model, not a curated record. Gene Ontology annotation, biological process: carbohydrate metabolic process. Gene Ontology annotation, cellular component: membrane. NCBI's taxonomy places the organism in Eukaryota, Fungi, Basidiomycota, Ustilaginomycetes, Ustilaginales, Ustilaginaceae. The transcript has a single exon.